GACACAGAGAAACUACUUUUUCUUCUCCUCUGUUUCACACUAAACAAUUCCGAAGCAUGGCCCCUGGUUUUUGCCUCUCCUUUUAUAACAUCAUUCUUGUUCAAUCUCUUGAAUAUCUCUAUCCAGUUUCUACUUUAAGUUCUUCAACUAUUCUCACCAAUUCCAGAUUCAAUUCUCUUACUGGGUUUUCUUAGAUUGAAUUUUCUCAAAUUGGAAAAAUGGUGCAGCAGAGAAUGAACAGUACAGCUGGGGGUGUUUGCAUUACUGGGAUUGCGAGAAGGGUUUUCAAAAAGAAGGAGCGAAUAGUUGGGCAUGUACACAGGACUGGUAUCAAGAAGAAGGAACCAAGCAAGAUAAGGCAAAAGCAAUCUGUUCCCUUGUCUGUGGUUCACGAGGGACGGCUUCAGGAGCUGUUUCAUUCAUGCCUUGAUGUGUUCAAAGGCCCUGGGACGGUUCCUGCUCAAUAUGAUGUUACGACAUUGUGCCGCAUUCUUGAUAACAUGACACUAGAAGAUGUUGGUCUGAGCAGACAAAUUAGUUUUUUCAACACUCAAAAUGCUGUGGAAGAACCUCCAAGGGUCACGACUACAACAAUAUACAAAUGUGAUAACUUCUCGCUAUCUCUCUUCUUUCUUCCUGCAACCGCUACAAUUCCUCUUCACAACCAUCCCGGAAUGACUGUUUUUAGCAAGCUUUUGGUAGGAUCAAUGCACAUCAAAUCAUACGAUUGGGUUGAUUCUGUGGAUGAGAGUGUGCCAACCUCUAAAUUGAGACCUGUAAGUUUAAAAGUUGACAGUGUCUUCACUGCUCCUUGCGACACUUCUGUUUUAUAUCCGACAACUGGAGGCAAUAUCCAUUCCUUCACAGCCAUUACUCCAUGUGUAGUCCUUGACGUGCUUGGACCUCCUUAUUCAAAAGAAGAUGGUCGAGACUGCAGCUUCUACAAGGAAUAUCCAUAUGAUUCAAUUUCGAACGAAGCAAAGCCAGUCGAAGAAGGGGAAGAAGACAUGUAUAGUUGUCUUGAAGAGAUAAAGGCGCCAGAGAGCUCGGCUAUGUAUUUCGUUGAGUACUUUGGUCCAAAGGUUACUGAAUAACCUGUGGGCUGUGGCUCUAGAUAUCUUAUUUGAAGCCCCUUUUCCCGCCCUUUCAAUGUCCAUCCUUUCCCUCUAUACACCCUGUAAUUUUAGGCUACUCGUCGUGUUUUUCCAUGUCCAUAGUUUCUCUUUGAGCAUGAUACUUCUUGAUGGUUUGCUGGUAAA
Tripterygium wilfordii is the source of this 1259-nucleotide messenger RNA. Its product is annotated as plant cysteine oxidase 2-like. Gene Ontology annotation, molecular function: oxidoreductase activity, acting on single donors with incorporation of molecular oxygen, incorporation of two atoms of oxygen. The transcript is spliced from 5 exons. Bases 219 to 1094 code for a protein of 291 amino acids. The record is from RefSeq and is a predicted model, not a curated record. Lineage: Eukaryota; Viridiplantae; Streptophyta; Magnoliopsida; Celastrales; Celastraceae.